UGGAUGAUCUUGGAGAUCACUUCUAACCUUGGUGAUUCUAUGACUGUUUCUUAAAGGCUCUCCAACAGACUAGCCAGUACAAAUGACAUAUCAGGCUAAUCAGUUUCUACCGCAGUCUAAUUUUGCAUUAGUAAAACAAGCAGACUCUUCACUCUCAGCAUAGUUUUUGGAAUCAGCAAGGUAUAGAAAAUGUGGUAGUAAGAUAAGAAUGAAGCUCAUAGGUCAGCAGCAGCUGAGACAGAAAAGGCAGCUGAGUCAUUCCUCCUCUGCAGCAAGAGGCAAGUCAAAAAAUGGAAAGUCAAAGAUGAGGUGCCACAACGCAACAUUAAGAUGAUGAAAACAUUUCUAAUCUAAUAAAGCACACUCCCCAGCAUGGGCACAACGUCCCACAUAUAACUUCAACAUCCCUUAUUUUUAUGCUUUUGAGACAAGCAUCAGGAAACCAUGAUCUCUGCAAUCUUUCACACUGGCUUCCUGCUUGGGGACAUUAACAUCUGUACAAGGACUAAACUGGCAUAAGAGGUAACAAAAAAACCUAAGUGACUUAAAACAUGUGUUUUUUCCUUUCUUUUUUACUCCUCAAAUUUAUGUUAUAUCAAUAAUAAAUAAAAAAAAACCCUUGGAGACGGUAAUGAUGCAGCAUCACAUAGAACAUUCUGAACAGGACAAAAGAAGAACACGCCCUUUUCUCACCCAGGAGAUUACAAUGCUGACAGAACACUUAUCAAUAUUUUGAUCGGUUUUGGAAACUUAAAAUUUGUUCUUUUUUUAUUAGCUUCACCUAAUUGGUACACAUUACUUUAUCUUGCAUUAUUAGGCAUACUUAAAUAUCUCAGUUGCAAUUUAAGAAUGACCUAAGAACAAUCUAAAUUCUUCCAAAUCACCAAGAUAAAAUCAGUAGUCUUCAUUUAAGAUAACUUCAGCAGUCCAAAGAGAAAUACUUUACAAAUAAUCAAAUUGUAUUUCAAAUAUUUGCUCUUUAAGUUGGACUCUCACAGAACAAGAGGAAAUUAUACUGCUUCUCCUUAAAUUAGAACAGAAAUUGCUUCCCCAAAGGCAUGAAUUGUUCAAUUCUUAGUAUUGUCAGAACUAGCUCUGCACCUAAAUCUCAAUUCUAUGAAAAGCACUUCCACAAAGACAACAGAACCAUAAUCCAGCUUUACUUCUUUGAAACUCCUGAUGACAUUUUUAGGUGUGCUAAGAAGCAAGUCAGAAUUUGACAUUCAUUUGACAAUCCUGGAACAUGCUGAAACAUAACAGCCAAUGUUCUGACAGCUGAUUGACUAACUGUGAAGUAAGCUGCAGUAAGAUUUCUUUUCUAACAUCAUUUUGUUGCUUAUACCCUUAUUCCAUACUGCAGUCUGUUAAGUUACCAUGACUUUCACCACGUUUAAGGACCAAACCUAAGCUUACAGGAAAAACUUUUGUUGAGUUCAGAUUUUGUGUAAUCCCAAUUUGGUAAUUCCAUUCGAUGAAAAAAGGUAAUAUGGCUUUGGAAAUAGUUAUAAAAUGCCCAUCAUACAUUCAAACUAACUUCUAUUCCUGUAAAAACUGAUGAAGAUGAGACCAUCUUCAAAAAUCACGAUCAAAUGCCAUUAAAACAGGAUAGCAAAAAUUAACAGACCCAAACAUGCUUCUAGUCUGUACAUACACCCAAGCUUAGUAUCAUGUGAUCUGUGCACCACCUCAAAGUUCCUUCCUACUUGGACCAGCUACUGUUUUGCAGAUGAUCUCUUAUUAAUGUAAGUAUCUUAAUAACAGCUGCUUGAUGUACUUAGUGAAGACCACAAUCAGACCAUGACCAGCCACUGGAGGAGACAAAGAUCAUCACUGCAGGGAUUUGUGUUUUAUGGAAAGCAAAGGUUCCAGAAUACUCCCAAGUUAAUAUGAUUCACUAUAAUUUUUUUUCUUUGUAAUGGGAGAAACAAACAUGCAAUAGCUCAGCCUGUGAAUAUUUGCAUUGCUUUUUGCAGUUCAUCUUACGUUAACAAGUGGAUAGACUGUCCUAGGGGUGCAUCUGUUUCUUAAGACAGACUGAAAAGCACAAAAAAAUCUAUGUGAAACCAAGGCACAUUCAUUCAAACCACUUCCCUGUUUUAGAAAAAGUUAUGCAGGCACAAUCUACUUUCUCGUUGCCUAUUCCCAACAGGAAAUCAUGUUCACCUCUUCAACGUGCACCUUUAGUAGACGCUAAUGCAAUGUCCACAAGGAAUUGCCAUCGAUUUCACAGACCAUACACAAUUUAUUUGUGAUCUAUACACAAGCCCUAUUCUCUAAAUACACGGCAUGGCUGCAUGCUUCUUUCCUUCCACAUAUGAACGUGUUGGAAGCAGUUUAAGUAGGGCUACAAGACAACAAUUGAAACACUUCAGAACAAAAACCUAAUCAGGAAAAUUCACAUCACACAUUUUCAAAAGAUUUCAGGAACGAUAGAUCUUUAUCAAGUAGUUUUCUUCUAUAGCCAUAAGAAAGCAUCAACGCUAUAGCCAUGAGAACAUCAGCCUAUGAAGUAACUGUCAGUAAACCUAACAUCUGAUUUGGAAUUAGAACAGCAUGUCUCACCAGUCCACAGGGAAUUCCUAUUCCUCUACACAUCCGAUGGAAAAUUCAUUCUCAAGUAAAAUCCAAGUGUGUGCUAUUUUCCUUGGAAUCUCUUAGAACCCAUUUUUGUGUUUUUCAUUUUGAUGUCAUCGUAUCCAUUACUACUGCCCAGAGGAAUACCAGAACACACUCCCAGGAACUGCUGCUGUUAAUGGGACAAUCACUUCCACAUCUGCAAAAGCCAGGCCUUGUUCUGUGCAGUUCUCAGUGCUGUACCAGCCUUCAUCUAUCGCAGGCUCCCCCAGUACUACGAUGUGACAUAUUACAAAAAAAAAAAUCCACAAUAAGUUACUGUUACAUAUAGCUGUACGCUUAGCACAAGAAAACAGAAUUAUUUUCAGCUCAAAAAUUGGUUGGAAUUCACAAAUCCAAGUGCUUACACAUCAGAAACACGGGAUUAAGAAUGAGCAGAUAGGGACAUUGCACAAAGCAAAAAAGACAAAAGAUAACGGGAGAUUUCUUUGAACAGCUUUAUUCCAAAGGCUCCACAUUCAGCAUCCACCGACGCAGGUUAAGCACAGGUGAGGGCACAGGAAACUCCUCAUUUCCGUGCACACUACACCGCAGCCAACGACAGAACCUCCUGACUCCCCUCAGCUUACCUUGACUGUUUGGGGUUGCACGCAAGUUACACAGCCUGGCUGCAGUUUCUACCCAUGCUUAGGCGAAGUUCGGGCCCAGGACGCCGUAACCGCCCGCCUCGCUCACCGCCCCCACCUACCAGGGCCCGACGCGGAGCCCCGCGGGCCGCGUCCCGCUCUCACACCUCGCUGCGCGCGCUCCCAUCUCGCAGAGAGCAGCACCUCGCGGCCGGCCGCGGGGCUCCACGUGGCCGCGGGCGGCCGGCUCCGGGGGAACGGGGCGCUCCCAGCCCGCGUCUACGCUCGGAAGGAGGACGAGGGAAGCGGCGACACCGAGCGGGGAAAGCCGCACCGCCUCCCCGGGGCAGCGGGCCCGACCGGCCGCCGCGGGCCCGACGGCGCCCCCCGCAGCGGCCUGGAACCGCCGCGUUCCGCGCCCCCGCUGCGGGCGGACGGACGGCUUUACCUGCCGCGUGGCCGCCCCGGGAGGACGGGGAGAGCGGGCGGGGGACCGGCUCGCGCCCCGCCGCCUCGGAGCACGGCGGCCCCCGCCGCCCCCGGCCCCUCGCCCACCCGGCGGGUCCGGCACCGCCACGUCACGAGGCGGCCGCGCCGCCGUGCCCCCCGCCCGCCGCUCCGCAUCGCGGGGAAGGAGAUGUCCGCUAGCGCCCGCCGGCUCCCGCUCCUCGUCCGCAACCCCGGGCCCCCCCCGCCGCCGGCCCGAGGCUGCCGCCACCCGCACCGCCGCGCCGGCCGCUUGUGGGGGAGGGAAUGUAAACAAAUGGGG
Messenger RNA from Phasianus colchicus (ring-necked pheasant), 3969 nucleotides. Lineage: Eukaryota; Metazoa; Chordata; Aves; Galliformes; Phasianidae. The record is from RefSeq and is a predicted model, not a curated record.